This is a messenger RNA of Loxodonta africana (African savanna elephant), 1378 nucleotides long. RefSeq names its product hepatocyte nuclear factor 4 gamma (gene HNF4G). Lineage: Eukaryota; Metazoa; Chordata; Mammalia; Proboscidea; Elephantidae. The coding region runs from base 20 to 1246 and encodes 408 amino acids. The record is from RefSeq and is a predicted model, not a curated record. Gene Ontology annotation, biological process: anatomical structure development; cell differentiation; positive regulation of transcription by RNA polymerase II. The transcript has 9 exons. Gene Ontology annotation, molecular function: RNA polymerase II cis-regulatory region sequence-specific DNA binding; nuclear receptor activity; zinc ion binding.
UACCCCAGAAACAACAAGUAUGAAUACCACAGACAACGGCCUUAACUGCCUGUGUGCUAUAUGCGGGGACAGAGCAACAGGAAAGCACUACGGAGCAUCAAGCUGUGAUGGGUGCAAGGGCUUUUUCAGACGCAGUAUACGCAAGAGUCACGUUUAUUCCUGCAGGUUCAGUCGGCAAUGUGUUGUUGACAAAGACAAAAGGAAUCAAUGUAGAUAUUGUCGAUUAAGAAAGUGUUUUAGAGCAGGAAUGAAAAAAGAAGCUGUCCAAAAUGAACGGGACAGAAUAAGCACCAGAAGAAACACGUUUGAUGGCAGCAACAUCCCCUCCAUUAACACGCUGGCACAAGCUGAAGUUCUGUCUCGGCAGAUCUCUGGCUCAAGUCCUGGGGCAAGUACUGACAUAAAUGUUAAGAAAAUUGCAAGUAUUGGUGAUGUCUGUGAAUCUAUGAAACAGCAACUCUUAGUCCUGGUGGAGUGGGCUAAAUAUAUUCCUGCCUUCUGCGAAUUACCAUUGGAUGAUCAGGUGGCACUAUUGAGAGCUCACGCAGGAGAACACUUACUGCUUGGAGCUACAAAGAGGUCCAUGGUUUAUAAAGAUAUUUUGCUUUUGGGUAACAACUAUGUUAUUCACCGUAACAGCUGUGAAGUGGAGAUAAGCCGCGUAGCCAAUCGGAUCCUAGAUGAGCUAGUCCGACCAUUUCAAGAAAUUCAGAUUGAUGACAAUGAAUAUGCUUGCUUGAAGGCAAUUGUAUUUUUUGACCCAGAUGCAAAAGGGCUAAGUGACCCAGUAAAAAUUAAGAACAUGCGGUUCCAAGUUCAGAUCAGCUUGGAGGACUACAUCAAUGACCGGCAGUACGACUCCCGAGGGCGGUUUGGGGAGCUGCUGCUGCUGCUGCCCACGCUCCAGAGCAUCACGUGGCAAAUGAUUGAGCAAAUACAGUUUGUGAAACUUUUUGGGAUGGUUAAAAUUGACAACCUACUGCAGGAAAUGUUACUGGGUGGUGCUUCCAAUGAUGCUAGUCAUCUCCAUCAUCCUAUGCACCCACAUUUGUCUCAAGAUCCAUUAACUGGGCAAACUAUACUUAUAAGUUCCAUGUCAACAUUGGUUCAUCCAGACCAAAUCUCCACUCCUGAAACCCCACUCCCUUCCCCACCACAAGGCUCUGGACAAGAACAGUACAAAAUAACUGCAAACCAAGCUUCAGUCAUUUCACACCAGUCUCUCCCCAAACAAAAGCAAUUGUGAAACUAUGUUUACUUCCCAACAGCACUGCAUAAAUGUGAAAAAUUGCUGGUCUUCAAAUAUCUCAGGAUAGUGCUUUUGGCAAACUCUUGGCCAAGCCUUCUCCAUGGUGCUGUUAUAAGAGGGUAUCCUACU